AUGAAAAGCAUUGAAAUAUACGGAUUCAUUGGAUGGAUAUCUUCAUACAUAGUAUUUGUAGUUUAUUUAGCAUGGGUAUUCUUACCUGAAUCAGCAUUGCAUGUAAUAUGUUCCUUAAAAACUAAUCUAUAGUCAUUAGGAAUUCAUUUCUUCCCUUAAAAAUAUUGGGCUUUGGCAAUACCUAGUUUCUUUGUUGCUACUAUUUUUACAGUGAUAACUGGUUAUACAGCUUUAAAUUAUUGUUUCUGUAAUAACAUUAAUUCAUAUGAAAAUAUUGAAGGUAUAGAUUGAAUGAAAAAUCAUUCUAGACAAAUAUACAAGAUUUCACAAUCUCAAGAAAACAGAACUUCAUGAAGGAUUACCUGAAGUUUAUGACAUUCCUAUAAAUGUUGUGAAUAAUGUAUUAUAUUGGUAGAAGGAAAUGGUAGAUAAAUAUUUACAUAAACAUAAUAAUUAUUGAAUUCUAUACUAAAACUAUUUUGAAUUUGAGUAUUUAUAUACAAUAAUUAAAUUAACAGUUUUUCAUGGACCCAAAUAAGUAAAUCAAAUAUUCACAUUACCAAAUUACAGAUGCUGUUAAUUUCGGCGGUGUUUUGGACCCAGAAUAAUGCAAAUAAUUGGCUCAAAGAAUUCUUGCUCUUUAUGAUGGUAACUCUGAUGGAAAUAUUGAUUCUUUCGAAGUUGGAUAUAUGUUAAGUGAUUGUUAUAGAGCUAUGAAUAAAGGAUUCAAUCCAACACCUACAGAUAUUGCUUCAUAUUCCAGAAUCUUAGAUAGUAUCUAAAAUAUAUAACAAUAGGAAAGGGAACAGGAAGAGUCACUUUAGAAGACAUUGAAUAAUUGUGUUUGAAAUUCUUUGGUGCCAAAUCUGAUAAACAACCAUCAUAAUAUUGA
Molecule: messenger RNA, 892 nt
Organism: Paramecium pentaurelia
Lineage: Eukaryota; Ciliophora; Oligohymenophorea; Peniculida; Parameciidae
Source: the annotation of a GenBank genome assembly